This is a messenger RNA of Penaeus indicus, 1587 nucleotides long. RefSeq names its product gamma-aminobutyric acid receptor-associated protein (gene Atg8a). Gene Ontology annotation, cellular component: autophagosome membrane; cytosol; autophagosome. The coding region runs from base 86 to 445 and encodes 119 amino acids. Gene Ontology annotation, biological process: autophagy of mitochondrion; cellular response to nitrogen starvation; autophagosome assembly. NCBI's taxonomy places the organism in Eukaryota, Metazoa, Arthropoda, Malacostraca, Decapoda, Penaeidae. The transcript is spliced from 3 exons. Gene Ontology annotation, molecular function: GABA receptor binding; ubiquitin protein ligase binding. The record is from RefSeq and is a predicted model, not a curated record.
GAGAGAGUCAGACGCACUUCACGCCAGCAGAGGGACGGAGCGACGCGUAUUUCUACCAGGAAAUAAUAUCUUCAUUCCAUCAAACAUGAAGUGGCAAUACAAAGAAGAACAUCCUUUCGAGAAGAGGAGGGCAGAGGGAGAGAAGAUUAGGAAGAAAUAUCCCGACAGAGUACCUGUGAUUGUGGAAAAGGCACCAAAAGCACGAAUCGGCGAUCUUGACAAAAAGAAGUAUUUGGUACCAAGUGACCUCACUGUUGGGCAGUUCUAUUUCUUGAUCCGCAAGCGCAUUCAUCUUCGACCUGAAGACGCGCUUUUCUUCUUUGUUAAUAAUGUUAUUCCUCCAACUUCAGCUACAAUGGGUUCCCUAUAUCAGGAACAUCAUGAGGAUGACUUUUUCCUGUAUAUAGCCUAUAGUGAUGAGAGUGUCUAUGGUGGAGUGUGCUGAGACGUGUUCCUGGAUUUACUAGAGAACUUAACUGGACGACCAUUGAAUGACUGGAUGGCUGUUGUAACCUUUAUGGAUACAAAACCCUAGAAGCAGAGAUGAUGUCAUGAUAUUAGUGGUUUUGAGCCAUGUAGGCAAAACAAGUGGCCAGAGAAUAUGAAAUUGUAAAGGAUGCACUGUCAUGCAGGGUUCAGAAUUACUAGUAACAUUACUAAGGACGGUUUCUAAUUUUUCUGUGUGAAGUGAAAAAAUGCAUUUAUUGCACUGCUUUACCCAGAGGCAUCUUGUGUACUGUUUGAUGGGAUGUUGCACAACAGAUAAGAACUUCCACCAAGUCGUUCUGCAUAUUCCUUCAAAUUGCACCUGGGAUCAUGCCUUACAAGGGAGUUUGUGCUUUUCUUCCCUUGAUGUAUGCCAAAGGUUUGAAUUUUUGGCAGGUUUUGUUUCAGAAUUUGUCUUUAUAUAAUGGGCAAUGUAAUUCAUGAAGAUCCUGUAUCCGAUGGGCUGGGAAACCAGUGCAUCAUAGUCAUUAGUUUAAUCACUGCUUCUUUUUUGUUUUCACAAGUUAUUGUAGAAGUUUAUGAUUAGUCAAGGUUAAGUGGCACAUGUACGAGUUUAAUGUAAAUUUGCCGCAAGUAACAAAACUUUCAUAAUCUUCUGUAGUACUUGAUUUUGAUCUAUAUAAUUGUGAUAUGCCUUUAUUUUGUUUUUUUUUCUUUUUUUUUCUUCUUUUUUUAGCCAAGGGCAAUGUAAAUGAAAUAUCUUCCAGUAUUUUGGUUAAUAUUCAGUCAAGAGAAUCUUUUUUCAUUUUCUUGUAAAUAUGAUUUAUAUCCACUAUAUUUUUGACCGUUCUGUUAUGAUCAUGUUGAAAAACCAAGAAAAAAAAGAAGAGACAAAAUUAAACACGUGAAUGGAAACUGUUAGUGUAUUGAUUAGCACUAACUCCUCUGGACGUAUUACCUAAGUCUGAUAUGUAGUAACUUGUGGUUUAGGGUGUAGUCUAACGUCCUUGGUUUUUCUUUCAGUAUAGUAUAAAAGGUACUAAAAACAAAGAUUUUCUUUUUCUUUGCCAUUAUUACAUAUAUAUAAUGCUACAUUUAAGGAAAUGUAUUACAAAAUAAAAUAAAAUACAGAAAAAAAAA